Molecule: messenger RNA, 1424 nt
Organism: Cucumis melo (muskmelon)
Lineage: Eukaryota; Viridiplantae; Streptophyta; Magnoliopsida; Cucurbitales; Cucurbitaceae
Exons: 9
Coding region: 1-1035 (344 amino acids)
Biological process (GO): cytoplasmic translational initiation
Cellular component (GO): eukaryotic translation initiation factor 3 complex
Source: RefSeq, a predicted model, not a curated record
AUGAGGCCUAGGCGGCGGAGACUGGUGUCGCCGUGCCUGUGCUUGGUUGCCGCGGGUUUGAGAGAUGUUAUGCAGAAAUCGAAGGAGAUGUUGGGGUCUUGCUCAGAGCUAGCUUUGCAAUCUCCUCUUCUUCCAUCUUUACGAUCUUCUCCGCUGCGUCAAUCGGCCGCUCGUCUUCUUCUUCCACCUUUUCUUCCAUCUUUCAUCUUCUCUUCUUUCAUCUCCAUUUUUCUUUCGAUUUUUAUUUAUGUAUGGAGAGAUGAACAUCUGAAUCAUCCUAAUUCUCAUAAUAAUGGCUUUGCGCCACAACGAAAGAAAAAGGGGUACAGCGAUCCCAUUCCUUCUUCUUUCUCUUUCCAUUUCCUUUUGGGGCCAACCAUUUCUGCAAUUAUUGGGUUGUUCAGCGGCGUAAACCUCAUUUUUCAGCCAGUUCCACCUUCCUCUGCUGUUUUUUGGUCGAUCACUCUCGUACCCUUCAAUUUUUUCCAUCUGGGUGGAUGGAAGUGGGAACCUCUUUUCAGCCAUUCAACGAAGCUUGAGCCAAUUGAAGAAGUCACCAUAAAGUGUGAUUUGUUGGACAUGCCUGCUGUAGGGCAACUGGAGAAGGAUGCCAAAUAUUCAUUGGUUUAUCAGCUUCUGAAGAUUUUUUUGACCCAGAGAUUGGAUGCUUACAUGGAAUUUCAAGCUGCAAAUUCUUCUUUAUUGAAAAGCUAUGGUCUCGUCCAUGAAGAUUGCAUUGCAAAGAUGAGGUUAUUAUCAUUGGUAGAUCUUGGCUCAAAUGAAUCUGCCCGUAUUCCAUAUGCUCUCAUCAAGGGUGUUACUUGUGUGUUACUUGUGCUUCAGAUCAAUGAUGAUGAGGUCGAACUGUGGGUCGUGAAGGCCAUUACGUCCAAAUUGAUUGACUGCAAAAUGGACCAGAUGAACGAAGUUGUGAUUGUGAGUAGUGUACAAUUCGGGGCGAUUUCGCAUGGCUGGAAGGGGUUCUUUAGCAGGGAGUCUUGGACAUCACCACCACAGAGGUCGCAGACUACUUAAUUGGAGGGUUCUCCUUUUUGCAAACUUGUUCGUGAAGUGCUUGUAGAGUUGGAGUUACCACAUUUAGUACGUUGGCUUUAAGGAAUUGUAUUAAGUUUUCUACGAGAUUCUGGAUUUUCAUUUCCACUCUGUUUGGGAUUUUUGGAUGCUGUCGAUUGGGUUUGCGGGAUUGUUAGCUACUGGCUUUGCAGAUUUGGAGGAAUAUAUAUUGGAUGGGAGAAGAAGCAUUUUCGAGACCUUUAAAAUGUCGUGAUCUUUGAAUUUAUAUAAUUCUGUUUGGUUGCAGUUAAUUUUACAAGCGUGUUUUCAUUGUUGGUGGAAUCAGACUUGAAUAAUAUGGGAUUUAUGUGCUUUAAGAUAUGAAUGGGAUUUAUUGUUGCUUUAAGAUA